Messenger RNA from Drosophila ficusphila, 6365 nucleotides. RefSeq lists its product as uncharacterized. The record is from RefSeq and is a predicted model, not a curated record. The transcript has 4 exons. Lineage: Eukaryota; Metazoa; Arthropoda; Insecta; Diptera; Drosophilidae. Gene Ontology annotation, biological process: chromatin remodeling. The coding region runs from base 320 to 4027 and encodes 1235 amino acids. Gene Ontology annotation, cellular component: cytoplasm; nucleoplasm; nucleolus. Gene Ontology annotation, molecular function: histone binding; chromatin binding; RNA binding.
UUGGCCAGGCAGCAGGUCCUUGCGGCAACCGGAACUCCCUAAAAAGGCCCGGAAUCGAAAAACGAAAUCGAAAUACUCGAAACCGGCUAGCGAAGAAAUACGUGUUUAUUGCCAAUUGAAACUGUGAAUUAUCCUGCUGUGCGAAUUGUGUGUGAUUGCUUGUUGAUUACUAAUUUUUUUGACAGUGCUUAUUGUUGUUUAAGGGGAGAGAAAGAGAGAUAGAGAGAGAGAGAGAUAGGUUCAUCCUGAUCUGUGAGUACAUUAAUCCCCCCUGCGUGCCGCGUGUUACUUCCGCUUCCGCGUGCAAUUAGUGGGCGGCAUGGCGGCCAUGAGCCGCCAGCUGAAGCGCUCCAAGACAAUGUCACUGGCGGUGGUGGCCCUAGUGCUUUUGGGCCUGUCCGCAGUCCUGGCAACCGGAAAUGACGCCAUUUCCGCGCCGAAAGCCUCCAAGGAUCUGCAGCAGCAGCAUUCGAAUCAGAAUCAGAAUCAGAAUCAGCAGAGAGACAUCGAAGAUGAUGGAGGAGCACGACGAGAAAAGGACUUUGACUUUGCCGCCUAUGUGAAUGAUUUCAAUUUACAAGAAGAGGCCUCCAUUCCGGAGGACAUAUUUGACCAGCACGACGGCGACAUUGGGGAUGAGGACGCCGCCGAGUCGGGCCGCAGUAUGCAGUAUGCCCCAUCUGCUCAAGUUGCAGUUGCAGCUGCCACCGCCGAAGAGGAGGACGCCGACGAGGAUGAGGUGGGUCUGUUGAAGGAGGAAAAGCAGAAGGAUGAGGAGAAGGAUGAGGAGGAGCUGGAGGACGACGCAUCCGAGGCAGCAGAUAUCAUACUUGAAUCUCAAAGGCCCACUUCGAGGAAUUUCAGUGUUUACCUGGACGCCAAGAAAUACCAAAAUAGCAAGAAGCGUGGCAAGGAUAAGAAGAGCAAUAUAAGCCACUACAACUACAAAUUGAAAAACAAUAAGGAGAAACAGCAGACGGCGGAUGGUGGCAAAUCGGAGAUGAGUGUGGGCGGGAUGGCAACCAAAUUCACUUCCGUCGAGGAGGAGGACAACGCGAACUUUGCAAGGCAAAGUUUUGCGUAUAAAAAAUUGAAGAACAUGCACGAACAGCAAAGUCAACAGGACGAGCAGCCAAAGGAGCAAAGGCAGAAACAACAACAACAACAGCAGCAGCAACAACUAAGGGGAGAUCUUGGUGGGGAUUUACUAGAGGAGUAUCCCUCGUCGCAGCUGUUCGAUGCCAUUGAAAUAUUAAAUGAACGAAAAUUUAAUAAACCCACGGUCCAAUCAGCGGAGAAGUCCUUUCAGCCAACGAAGAAGAAGUUGAAGAAGACUAAGGACUCGGAGAAGUUGGCCAGACAGGUGGACGAUGCGGCCAUUGGCGAUAUCGAGGACAAUUUGGAUAAUGAUGAAGUAUUAGAGGAGGAAGAAGAGGACCUCGACGUCGACAUCGAAGACGAGGACAUUAAGUUGCCCAUUGACAAUGAUGAAUUGGCCAAAAAAUACCCAGUGGUCGCAUCAACAACCACCAAGCGCCCAACCACUUUGGCUACACCAUCAACAACCAGCACUGGCACCACUAGAAGCAGCAGCACCACCACAACCAGCACCAAAACAACAACAACAACCACAUCGACAACAACACCAAGAACGGCAAGAACACCGCCACCGACAAUUGGCCGCAAACUGAAGAGGAAUUUCUUCGGUCUCCCUCAACCGGAAACCAGAUACUAUGGCAGCUAUGAUAUUGGGAGGAUUCGGGCGCAGGAGGAGGACAACACCGAGGAGGACGACGUGGGCGAGCUGCACUACUACGACACUAGUGGUAAUUCCAGAAAGCUGGUCAGCUUCGAUCCGGAAAAGUCCGAGGAGAAUUACUUGAGCAGCUACUUUGCUGGCAAAUUGCAACCGAAUGCAACCGAACGGAAACAGGAGCAGUUACAGCAGUUGCAACCGAAAUUGCAACAGCCGGAGCAACAUGUUGUUGCACCGCAGCAAUAUGCAACACGUUACGUGGACGAUGACUACGCCGAACAGCAGCCGCCGCCGGAAAAGUCCAUGAUGGAAAAUCCCUGGGAGAAAUCCGCGGAUGGGAAGCCAGAGGAGCAAGUGGAGGAGCAGGAGGAGGAGCAACCCGAGGAUGGCAAAUUGGAAUCUGAUUUGGAAUCUGCAUUGCAGCGAUAUCACGAGGCCACCAUGGGCACACCCACUGUGACCACGAGCGUCGUCCCUUCCUCGGCGUUCGAGCGUUUUAAGGCGCUGCGAAGGAGUCGCCAGCGGACGGGACACAAGAGCCACAAGAAGCGGUACAAGGACUACCUGAAGCGGCAGAAGGAGCUGGUGGUGACACCUCCGCCAGCGGAAAUCCCGCAACCAGCAACCGUUUCAACGCGCCACCUGCAGAAGUUGCAAAAGGAGCGGGAGCGAUCCACGCACUCGGCACCGAUCUUCGCCUUGGGACUGAGACCGCAGCGACCUUUAGUGGCAACCGGGAAGCCAUUCUACGAGGGUCAGGUCAACUACUACGACAAUCAGCCGCCGCUGGAUGUGGAUCUCAAGCACCACACCGAAAUGGAGCGCUUGAUUGCCCACGACAAUGGCAAUUGGUAUCGCCGCAUCAGUCCAGUGUUGCGAAACGGCGUCAAGAGUGAUCCGCCAGCGAAGGACCACCAUCAUCAUCACCACCAUCACAACGGAGGACACCUGGGCAAUCACCACCACCACCACCAUCACAAUCACAACGCGGGGCACAACCACCACCAUCACAGCCACCAGAAGUCGAAUCAUUUGCGGUCACGUCCCAGUAAUCCGUAUCAAAGGAAGGCUUCGGUGGCAGCACAGGCUGCACCACCACCACCACCGCCGCCCACUCCACCGCUGCCGCCGCCGAAACCACAGCUGGGUCAUCAGAUAACCGAACUGGAGCACCUCGAGCGAUACUACGCCAAGUGGCCGCAUCUAGCCAGGGUGCAAUUCCAGGUUUACGAUGAGCACUAUCGCGAAUCGCAUCCCGAUAUUUACAGCGACUACGAGGAUGACUACGAGAGUGCCGCCGAAUUGGAGGAGGCACAACAGGAGCGCGGCGAGGAGGCCAAUCUGCCGCCUUACAUCAAGAAGUACAACAGGCGGAAUAAGCAGUUGCUGAAUCUGUUGGAGGGAACCCUGCCACCACCCACUAAUAAUCCCGGCAACUCAUUGGGCAGCACCACCGAAACCGUGCGAUUGGAUGACGAGUAUCUGAAGGAGAAGCGGCGUCGCUACCACCAGCAUCAGCGAUUCGAGGACUUGUUUGCCCAGCAAAAGAGUCGUUUCACCACCACAAUGGCUCCACCAAAAGAGGAAGUGACAUCGAAGGCGAAAGCGGAGCUACCUAAGGAUAAUCCAGUGACAACUACAGCGCCGCCAAGCAAUCAGUUGCCCGAGGAGGAUGCACCAGUUGUUUCCGGCGAGGAAGCAGAUCCGGCACCCGAAACCCUGGACUUCUGGCAACGGGAAAUGGCCAGCAAGGCCGGCAAGGCGGGAAAUCAGGCUGGAAAUUCGGCCACAACCACCUCACCGAAGCCGGCACUCUAUAAGCUUCCCUCGUAUCCCGCGAUUGCCGGAAGUUUUCUGGGCACACCGCGCAGUCGCAGCCGGAGUGCCCAGUUCGUGGCCAAUGUGGCCGGCAGAGGUCAAAGUAAUUGGCCACGUUUGGAGACGGGCAACUCCACCGAAAAGCCGGCAGGCGGUGGAACCACCGAAGGUGGUGGUGGAUCAAGUGCAAGUGGAGGAGGAAGCGGUGGUGGAUCAGGAACAGGAGGCGGUGGCCGGGGAGAUCCUUCGCCGCUGAACUCCUUUGUCUACCAUCGCGUAGUAGAUGGCAUUGGAUUGGGCGGAGCAAGUGGUUCAGCCAUUUCGGGCUUCGCCGGCAGCAGUAGAGGCAAACAGUCGCGAUUGCCAUUCGUGGCCAUCACGGAUCGCCGGCUGGAGAAGUCGAUGGCGGAGCGACACAAAGACUUUGAGCAGAAUCACUUUCCGAUGCCUUAAGCCGCGAAUUUGUGCAGCAGUGGAAAAGCUGGAGAAGCUAAGUGAACAGAGGGAUGAAUGGUAAAAGAGAAAUUUACGAUGAGUUGUUAACCACGACUGGAAAAGGAAAUUUCAUGGAAUAUUAAAAAAAAUCACCAAAAUCAAGCACAGCAAAGUGAAACCAUAAACAAUGUCGCAGAGCUUCUAAAAAAUAUAGAAUUAUCAAAAAUUAACAUAUUUUCCCCUCAUUUUAAUACUUUGUUUUUGAAGUGCUAGUUAUUGUAUAUUUAAAUUAGGAAUUGUUUCCAAAUUAAUCCUAUGAUUUUCAAAUUGCGCUGACAACUUCGGACUGAUAUUGCAUAUUAUUUUGAAUUCAAGAUUAUUUUUUAUUCAUAUAAAAACCAGUUUGGGAACUUCAAAAAGCUAAUAGUAUCCAAAUCUCUUUCCAAACAUUUGCGAGCCACUUAAAACCGAUGCCAGCCAGUUUCCAAGGGUUUUGACCCCCAUUUAGGAAACACGAUUGUAGAAUUCCAAUUUUCCCUUUCCAGCCAAGUUACCAACUCAACAUCUAAACAUAAUUCUAGUACUAUAUUAUAGUCGCCGCUUUCGGAUGUUUUAUUUUUGGUGUUUUAUGUUUUACAAGAAAAGAAAAAAAAGCGAGUCAAAGGAUAUAGAGAUAAUUGUCGAAAACGAUUUUUUUGUGUGGUGGAUAUAUAAAAAGAUUAACGAUAAACGUUAGAAAAAAUAAACGAUAAAAUUAAAUGGAAAACCGAAAAAAACGAACAAAAAUUGAAAUGUAAAAUUAAAGUUAAGCUAAAACCAUUUUUUUGUGUAUAAAUAGCGAAUAACACCUGUAGACACACACAUACACACAUAUAUACGAAAACAAACACACAGACACUCAAAGAGCUGUUAGAAAUCAAAAAGUGAUAACCGAAAAGAAAAAUAUUCUAAUAAUUUCCCUUUGUUUCGAUUGGAGCCUUUAGUUUUAGAAAGCAUUGCUUUUGGGUGUAGAGUAGCUGAAAUUAGAAGAAAUUGUUAGAAAAGCGCCUCUCCACACACACACACACACAAACAUACACUGAAUGCUUUCCUUUAGCCCCUUGCACGCAAAAUCCAUCGAAAUAGGUUUCAAAAUUAAAAGAAAAUACAUAUAUGAAAACACAAUAAAGGAAAAACAAAUUGAGCUGCAGACCACGGCAAAAUGUUGCACGAAACUUAACAAAUAUUCAAUUAGCCAGAACAAAACACGGUCAACAAGUUUUAGUGGUCAAAAGAAAAAAGCAGACGAUCCGAAUUCGAAAAUAAAACAACAUAUCAAGGAAAAGAACAUACAAUUAUAGAUUUUAAAGAGUUUGCUUCGGACAGGAGGUAAAAGAAAACAAUUUAAUUUAGUUAUGUUUACUUUGAGUAACUUUUUUAAAAUAAAAAAUGCAAUAUACUAUCGAAAAAUUAAAUUUAUUUAUUCAAUGUACUACACAAAACAUUUCUCUUUAAGGUAAUAUUUAAUUAAGGUAUGAAACAAUUUUUUUAAAUGUCCUUAUUUAAAAUAUUUGAAAAGUCUGAAGCAAAGCUAAUAAUCAGAUUCGAAAAAAAAAGAAAUAAAAGUGCAAAAACAGAAAAUGUGAACCUCUGAGAAAUUCCCCCAAAAAUAAGUCGAAAACUUAAGAAAUGAAAAAUACUUUGUGUUGGAAAAUGAAAGAAAAGAGAGGCAGAACGAAAAGAAAAAUGCAAUCCCAAAGCUUUAGCCGAAUUACGAGUUUAAACAGAACACACGCACACUGACACAAAGUAUGCGAGCGGAAAUAAAAAUUUCAUAAGCAAGGCGGAUAAAGGAGAGGGCAAUGGCGGAGUCGAGGAGAAAGGGGAGAGAGUGCAGUGCGGUGUAAUUAACAUAUCAAAAGCGAAACGUAGAGAGAGCAAAAAAAAAAAAAAAACUGGCAAACGCGCCAAGCAAUUAAAACUAAGCGCAGUGGCAAAUAUAUUUCUCAAACUGGAUUCAUAAAAAGUAAUUUCAUUUGACACAGAGCUUCUUUGUGGCUCAACUUGAAAAUUUAAACUUUAAACUUUAAAACCUUUAAGUUUAAGGUAAGGUUAAUCCUCGAUUUCGAUUAUACGGAUUCGCAGAAAUGUUCGCUGUUUGUUUGUUGUACGAUUUAAUUGGAAUUUGAGUUGAACUAAAAACAGGCAAAAAGGUUGGCAAAAGCGGGAUAAUGGAAAAACCUUCAAAGGUAUCAGCGUAUCAAAAAGGCGACACACAAAAAACACACCAACAUAUACAUGCAUACACAUCUCAUUAUGUGGUAACAUUUUAAUGGAAUGAAAUUUAAUAAAGCAACAAUUUAUUAUUUACGCAUAA